AUGAGUUGGAUGGACAGCUGGAGUCGACCCGGUAAAUCGCAAGCAACACCAGCACCAUUCUACUUGUUACCCGGAGGCGAAGCGACUCCAUAUUGUCACUCAUGCGGCCGAGUGAUUAGUACGAGACGAACUACCGCGACAGCCAACACCAGUACGCCAGCCAAGUACUGCUCGAGCCGAUGCCGCACACAGAAGCCCGGGAAGCUGGACCGCGAGCUGGAGAAGGCCUUUGUCAAAUUGUUGACGGCUGAAGAGAGCGCAGCAGAUGAAGGAAAGAAGCAGGCAAAAGGGGGCAAGCAUAAGAAAGGGAAGAACAGCAAAGGCGACAAUCGCAUCGUGGUACCCUGCAGCGCAGCAGAGGAACUCGUCUUUGGACCGAACCGAACGUCAAUGGAGGGGGAAAUUGAAGCACAUCACAGCGACGAGGAGGAAACGAAUGAGAUGGAACAAACGCACGCGAUAUCGGAGUCGCGAUCAUCAGAAGACAUGGACCUCUCAGGUAAAAUCAUCAAAGACGACAAUCACAUCGACGGCGACGUUCUCGCCCGCAUGUCAGUCCGCAGCGGCACUCGCAUCCGUCCACCACAAUCCGUAUCCGAAGUCAACGGCAGUGUCGGCGGCGAAAAAGGCAGAGCAGAACGAAUCCACGAAACAGACGCGAUGCUUGAGAAGCGAAAACAAGGACAGAGGCGCGCGAAGGAACGGGAAAUGACAAAGCGCGCCGCCCGACGCGGUGUUGUUUUUGGGUUCACUGUCAACGACGAAGGCGAGAAGCGUCUCUGCGAGGCAGUCAUGGCGGGAAAGAUCGUGGAACCGAGCUUUGCAAAGGGGGACUGGGCGAUAAGAUGGAGAGAAUGA
Fusarium musae is the source of this 858-nucleotide messenger RNA. RefSeq lists its product as uncharacterized. Bases 1 to 858 code for a protein of 285 amino acids. Lineage: Eukaryota; Fungi; Ascomycota; Sordariomycetes; Hypocreales; Nectriaceae. The transcript has a single exon. The record is from RefSeq and is a predicted model, not a curated record.